CAGAGCAGCGCUGGGGAGGCAGAAAGGCGGGCAGCGCAGGGACACCGAGAGGCAAAGCAGCCACUCUGAGCACCAUUAUGGACUGAGAGGAAGAGGGAAGCCUGCCAUGACAAAGCCAGCUGGAGGUGGGAGAGUGUGAACAUGAUGCACACAGACACACGCGCACACACGCACACUCUGCCUUUGUCUCUGGGUUGUUUUUUUUCCAUUAAAGGAGCAGAUGGUUAGAGAGAGAGUAGGAUCUCCCUUGCAUACGCACGCAAACUUGCAGACAGACACACACACACACAGACACACACACACACACACACACACACGCACACACACACCAGCAAAACAAAACCAAAACAACAAACCCAGCUAGAGGACUGUUUGUCUGCAUGGAGCUGCGUUGAAGGCAGCACUUUGUUUGGCUUUUGAAGGAAUCACAUCUUCCACGGAGGAGGAAUAUCUGCUACAAGAUCUGACGACUGGAGGAGGAGACUACAGAGGAAAGGAAAAAGGGAUGAGGCUUGUGAAAAUCCUUUGAUAAAAGCAGCUUUGGGUGGAGGACAAAGCAGAGACUAAUGCCAACAAAUUGCCUUCAUCGAACAGGGACUGUCAUCUCCAGUUAGUGGAUGUCAUUGAAGUUGAUAUUGGGAAUAUAUUGCUGCAGAUGCAAACUUAAGUCAAAGGGGGCCAUUUUAUACUGCAAAGGAGCACAUGAGAUCUUCAAUCCCAUUCCCGACCCCAGAUCCAAAUCUCCCAAUCUUAACUCAGGGGGGUUUUAAUCCAGAUUUGGGAAUACCAGGCGCCACAGACUGCUUGCUGAGCCAACAAAACUGCUCUCCCAAGGAUUUGUGAAGUCUCGGCAAAUCUGGAAAUCUUAAUGGUUGGAUCUCGGAGGGGCUAGCAAGCUAUCCACCACCAACAAAACAGCGUUAAAUUGGUUCGGGGGCUUGGGAGAGCUGACCCACGGGCUCGACUCACAUCUAGGCUCGCCUCUCUCUCAACAGAGUCUGAGUUUACGGCUGCUGCCCAGGGAAUCAAAUUUCAUGCAACCAUUCCAAUGGUGUAACGCAGGAUGCCUGUGUGGUUUGGGUUCCCAGCGCUCUGAACAGUACUGCAGCAUGACGUCCGAAAUCUACCACCUGCCACUUAACGUUUACGUUAUCGUGCUGGGCAUCGGUCUCUUUGUCUUCAUGCUCAGCCUCAUUUUCUGCUGCUACCUGUUCAGGUUGAAGCAGCAAGGAACGAGGGAGCAAUUCAGCUACAAUGAGGUGGUGCUGAAAGGGGCAGGCAAAAAACUGAGCCUCCUUGGACAAACAUGUGCGGUGUGUCUGGAAGAAUUUAGGACCAGGGAUGAACUGGGAGUGUGUCCAUGCUCACAUGCAUUUCACAAGAAGUGCCUGCUUAAGUGGCUGGAGAUCCGCAGUGUGUGCCCCAUGUGUAACAAGCCCAUCCUCCGGCUCCACCCGGAUGCUCCCCAGGGGGCCGAGGGUCCCAUGGACCCUGAGGAGGUGUGAGUGAGCCAGAGAGGGAGGGGAACUUGGACUUCCCCUAUACAAAACCCAACCAUUAUACACAGAGGAUGAAGGACAGCAGUAAUCCAAAGGACAUUUCACGCAACGAGUCAAUCAUGACCUCAUGUGGCCACAUUGCUGCUGACAUGCGAGCAUGAUGGCUAAAUGGAUCUGGAUAUUGACAACGCCGAUGUGACUUUAUUAGAUCAGUGGAGAGCCAGCUGGAAGAAUGGGACUUGAAUUUUCGGUGAACAAGAGCCCACAGUACUCCCAUUCUGCUCCCCCCCCCAAAAAAAGACUGAAAGAUCCACAUCAGAAAACGGGACUAGACCUGCCAGUCCCAUCAGAUGACAGGGACAGCACUGCCAUAGCCAGUCAAUCAGAAAUGCCGAUCUAGGCAUUCAGAGGAAGGUCAUUGGUGUAUAGUAUCAAUGUGAAUACCUCUAUUAUCUCAGGGGUGUUACCAAUAGAGCCAGCACAAACCAUUUUAGUCAUCCUGUAUCCUUGUGCCACGCAUACAUCCUCUAUACUACUACCACAGUAGGUGAAAUGCUACAGCAGCUUGAGGUAGAAAGGAACUAGGGCUCAGACAAAGACCAGUGGGAUUACAACCACAGUUCUGAUGACCGAAGUAGACAGUUACCAUUUUGUGCCCCAAACCCUUUCCUUUUUAAAAGAGACCUGAUAGAAAGUUAGUCUUGCCUGUAUGUAGUUGUGUCCCUGUAUAUUAUUUUGUAUUUGUUGCUUUUAAAUAAAUUGUCAUGUAAUGUAA
Molecule: messenger RNA, 2274 nt
Organism: Lampris incognitus (smalleye Pacific opah)
Lineage: Eukaryota; Metazoa; Chordata; Actinopteri; Lampriformes; Lampridae
Exons: 7
Coding region: 1035-1505 (156 amino acids)
Cellular component (GO): endomembrane system
Molecular function (GO): ubiquitin protein ligase activity; zinc ion binding
Source: RefSeq, a predicted model, not a curated record